Molecule: messenger RNA, 1018 nt
Organism: Trichosurus vulpecula (common brushtail)
Lineage: Eukaryota; Metazoa; Chordata; Mammalia; Diprotodontia; Phalangeridae
Gene: PIGP
Product: phosphatidylinositol glycan anchor biosynthesis class P
Exons: 5
Coding region: 147-551 (134 amino acids)
Biological process (GO): GPI anchor biosynthetic process
Molecular function (GO): phosphatidylinositol N-acetylglucosaminyltransferase activity
Source: RefSeq, a predicted model, not a curated record
AUCCACCCCGCCCCGGAGUCCCGGCGCGGCGAGCCCCCCUCCCUCUCCUCCCCGGCCUCCUAGGGUGGCACCUGCGCACACAGGUUCGGCCUGGAGGUUCUGAAGCCGGCAGGCAGGAAUACUGGUGGUCCCAAGCUAAGGAGACUAUGGUUGAAAAUUCACCGUCACCAUUGCCAGAAAGAGCCAUCUAUGGCUUCGUUCUUUUCCUAAGCUCGCAGUGUGGCUUCAUACUCUAUCUUGUGUGGGCAUUUAUUCCUGAGACUUGGUUAAACUCCAUAGGACUAACAUACUGGCCUCAAAAGUACUGGGCCGUUGCUUUGCCAGUCUACCUCCUUAUUACUGUAGUAAUUACUUACAUAUUGAUAUUUGGAAUUAACAUGGUGAAUACUUCUCCACUGGACUCUAUUCAUACAGUCACAGAUAACUAUGCCAAAAAUCAGCCACAGAAGAAAUCUCAAGAAAAAGCUGUUCCAGCCUUAAAGGACAUACCUAUUAGUGAAGUAAACCAAAUGUUCUUUAUUGCUGCCAGAGGACUUUACACUAAAAGCUGAAUUAUACAGAGAACAUCUCAAUCCCAAACACUCAUUUAAGAAUUUUUUGAAUAGGACCAUUUUGACUAUGACCUUCUAUUUCCCUCAAACACCUUCUAUUAAUUGAGAAGGGGAAAAGAUCCAAGUUGAAUGGAUAGAGAUGUAGCCUUUGGAGCCAGGAAAACCUUAAAUUAAGUCUCACUUCUGAGAUACUAGUUGUAUGACCCUGGGCAAAUCACUUAACUUUCCAAUGCUUUAUUUAACUCUCUAAAACUCUGUGUCACAGAGGAGGUCCAAACAGAGUUUCCUCUUCUGGGGGUACCCUAUGUCAAUUUAAAAAUGGGUCCAGUUCCUAUCCCUACCAGAUUUUUCUGGGAAGGUAUUCCAAGUAUUAGUUGAUAAAUGGAAGAAAUAAAAUACUGUAUGUCAUAUGUACUAACAAAGAAGCUCUAAUCUAAUGUUUAAUUAAAACUGUAGUUAAUGAACAA